Molecule: messenger RNA, 1842 nt
Organism: Hypomesus transpacificus
Lineage: Eukaryota; Metazoa; Chordata; Actinopteri; Osmeriformes; Osmeridae
Product: copine-9-like
Exons: 20
Coding region: 676-1842 (388 amino acids)
Biological process (GO): cellular response to calcium ion
Cellular component (GO): plasma membrane
Molecular function (GO): calcium-dependent phospholipid binding
Source: RefSeq, a predicted model, not a curated record
ACCACUACGUUGACGAUGGCGAAACAUAUGGUGAAGAUGGCCCAUAGGACGCCGAUGGCGCGCGAGUUCCGCAUGUAGUUGUCAUGAUUCAACAUCACGGUCCAACAUCCGUCUGUCAGGCAGUCACUUCUACCAUGUUCACGAGCACCUGGAUGCUGGCCUGAGAACGAGAUAUUUCGUCUGGAUUGAAUGGUCUAUAUGAGUACAGCGCACUGCUGUGUGUCUGUGUGUGUCCGUGCACGCGAAGUUGGGAGGCUGUGAAGGAGGAAGUGGCUCCAGAAUCAGACGACCUCUGACCUCCAGCCGGAAACAAUAACAAGGAAAUGAUACCAAAGAAUAUUGCUUCCUCCCAGGAAGCAGGUUCUACCGCGUAGCCGCUUGCGCUUGACACCACCUCCAGAGCGCCGGAAAGAACACGAAGUUGGGGAGAAUCCUGUGAUGCUGCUUCGAGGCGCGUGCGUUCUCGCCGUUCAGCUGCGAACACCGAAGAUCAUGACUUCACCGUCCUCAUACCACCGUCUUCAAACACUUCUACGAAUCCCGUUUAGAAAUUGAUAUGGGGGUAAGACGGCCACAAACUUGACGCGAAUAAGUGGAGAACAUUCCUGAAUUUUUAUUUUUAAUUGUUUUAACCUGAGGUAAACCAAGACACGGAGACAAACUUCUACCGUCGCGAUGUUGGCGUCAAUAGGACAGUUCGACCCUCUCAACACAAGCGUGCCUGCAACUAAAAUAGAAGUUACCGUUUCGUGCAGACAGCUGCUGGAUGUGGACACCUUCUCCAAGUCUGACCCUGUGGUGGUGCUGUAUGUGCAGGCUGUUGGCACCAAGGAGUGGAGAGAGUUUGGGAGGACGGAGGUGAUUGAUAACAGCCUGAACCCCGACUUCGUCAGGAAGUUCGUGCUGGACUUCUUCUUUGAGGAGAAACAGAACCUGCGCUUCGAUGUAUACAACGUGGACUCCCGAAGUUCCAAUAUUUCCAAACAUAAGGACUUCCUGGGUCAGACCUUCUGUACUCUUGGAGAGAUCAUCGGGUCCACAGGCGGACGGCUGGAGAGACCGCUCUCUGGGAUCCCAGGGAAGAAAUGUGGUGUUAUCAUAUUCUCGGCAGAGGAACUCAGUAACUGCAGGGACAUUGCCACCAUGCAGCUGUGUGCUAACAAGCUGGACAAAAAGGACUUCUUCGGCAAGUCGGACCCCUUCCUGGUCUUCUACCGCAGCAACGAGGACGGAACGUUCACCAUCUGCCAUAAGACUGAGGUAGUGAAGAACACUCUGAACCCAGUGUGGCAGCCCUUCACCCUGCCAGUACGAGCUCUCUGCAACGGCGACUACGACAGAACGGUGAAGGUGGAUGUUUAUGACUGGGACCGAGACGGCAGUCACGACUUCAUCGGGGAGUUUGCCACCAGCUACAGAGAAAUGUCCAGAGGAGAAAACCAGUUUAAUGUUUACGAGGUUCUGAAUCCCAAGAAGAAAGGCAAGAAGAAGAAAUAUAUUAACUCAGGGACAGUGACUUUGCUGUCCUUCACAGUACAGUCAGAAUACACGUUUGUGGAUUUCAUCCGAGGAGGAACUCAGCUCAACUUCACCGUAGCUAUCGACUUCACUGCUUCUAAUGGUAACCCGGCCCAGCCCACCUCUCUCCACUACAUGAGCCCGUACCAGAUGAAUGCGUACGCCAUGGCUCUGAGAGCUGUCGGUGACAUCAUCCAGGACUACGACAGCGACAAGAUGUUCCCCGCCUACGGCUUCGGAGCCAAGCUGCCCCCAGACGGCAAGGUGUCCCACGCCUUCCCUCUGUAUUUGCUCAGGUGCGUUGCCCUGGUAACGGGUUCAUAG